AUGCAGGGACAUCACGCGUCCGACGUCUUGUACGCAAAGAGCGAAGCCUCCCAGACUCCCCACCCUCUCGCCGGUGAACCCACCGACCGACACGGCAUCCCGUUAUCCGUCGCGCACGGUCCGCAGACCAACCUUCCCGUUUGGCAGUUCAUUCAUAAGUUGACGACGCCCCUCCCGAACCCAAAGAGUGGCGAUCGCCCGUACACUCACAUCUGCGUCUUAUGCUCGGCCUCUCCGCCUGUGCGGGCCACGUCGAAGCGAACAGUCACGUGGCGCGACGCUCUGAUGCGCCAACGGAUGUCCACGAAUGCCGUGGCGCACAUGCAACGCGUUCAUCCGGACGAGUUCGUCACCAUUGCCGACUACAAGCAACGCAAACGAGAAGCGUUGGUAGAGAAAGCUGCCAAUGGCACGAACGAACCAAAGAAGAAGAGAGUCAAGCGAACGCCUGGCCCCAAGAAGAAAUCCGCCACUACUCCUGACGAGAACCGGGAAGGUGCAUCGGCAGAUGAAGUGCCAGUCACUUCUGUGGUUAAAACGCAGACAACGGGAGUAUCGCCACGGAAGCGAACACCCGGCAAGACGACGGACCUCGUCCGGACGUGGCUCAUCUCGUCGGGCUUGCCCGUGUCCGUGCUACAAGAUGCCUCCUUGCAGCAACUAUUGAAGCUCUCGAGCUCAGCUAUCUCAGCGUUGACGACGGCGUCGACUUUUAAUGCUCAAGUGCAGGAAGAGUUUAUAAAGUUUAGCGGUUUUCUGGACUUGUAUCUAGCUUCGGAGUCUCAAGCUGCUUUGGGGCUGCCGUUUCUAUCGCUUCGACACGAGUUCCGACCUAUCGAUGGAGCCACUGCCGAGAAUUUUUUUAGUCGCAUGGACCGGUUGCUCCACGGCUACAGCUACAAGACGUAUGACGAGGAUGAGGAGAUUGAUGAGCAUGUUGAAAGGAUUAAUUGA
Phytophthora infestans T30-4 is the source of this 954-nucleotide messenger RNA. RefSeq lists its product as uncharacterized. The transcript has a single exon. The record is from RefSeq and is a predicted model, not a curated record. Bases 1 to 954 code for a protein of 317 amino acids. Lineage: Eukaryota; Oomycota; Peronosporomycetes; Peronosporales; Peronosporaceae.